Messenger RNA from Lingula anatina, 2486 nucleotides. RefSeq lists its product as uncharacterized. The record is from RefSeq and is a predicted model, not a curated record. NCBI's taxonomy places the organism in Eukaryota, Metazoa, Brachiopoda, Lingulata, Lingulida, Lingulidae.
AAUAUGAAACUGAAGAACGAGAUUGAUAAUAUAUGAAUAUUGCUAUCAUUAUCAAGGUUUUAUCGGUGAAUGAAAUACAGGAGUUAAAAGAAGCUAGAGACAGGGUUAAAAAUAGUGGAAGCAAAACUGAGCUCCGUCUUGAAACAGAAAUUAAGUCAAGGUCAGACCUGGAGAAGAGAAACACGACCUUGGAACAGGAAAUGACAAAGGUGCUAAAUCAGACAAAGGAACUACUGGAAAAAGUCAGACUUCUUGAAGAUGCCAACAAAUUUUUGGAAGAAGAAUUAGAAAGGAAGCGUGGCGUAUCCAAACAGACAGAAAUGCUGUUUACCCAGAGAGCCAGCGACCAAAGCAUGCAACUCCAGAUGUCAAACAACCGGGCCGAGAACGCAGAGAGAAGGGCAAUGCAGGUCAAUGAGCUCCAAACUGACCUAGAAGAGGCCUUGUCACGCCUGCAGGCAGCUGAGCAUCAGCUACGAGAGGGACCUGUCCUUCGUAUGGAACUUCAGACUACCAAGGAUGAGCUAAUUCGCCUGCGAAAUAAUUUACAGGAGGAGAAACUACAAAAACAAAUCUCCACACAGAACUGUGAGGAGCUGAAGCAGCAAGUAAGCUCUCUAAAGGACAGAGAGGCCAGGCUACAGGCAAAGAAUAAAGAAUUACAACACACUCUUUUGGAUGUGGAGGCUAAAAUGAACAACAUGAAAGACGAGACAAAGUCUGUGAAUGACAUGCAUCACUUAACAGAGCAAAGCAAGCAGACCCUGGCAGGCCAGGCUGCAAAACUUCAGCAAGAAACUGAAACUCUUCAGUUAGAGCUGCUCUCAGUAUCAGAGAAACUCCAGGCACAGACUAAGAAGAACCAGGACAGGAAAAAUAGGCACAAGGCAAAGCUUCAGAAUGCGAGGGAGCUGUUCCAGAGAGAAAAACAGCGCCUUCGCGACGAGCUCCAAAGACUGGAGUCCGAGCUGUUAUUGGCGCAGUCCACACUCUCCAGAGAGGCCGAGUGGAAGGCUAAGAUGGAGAGCAAAUACAAAAUGGUGCUACAGGAGAAAAGAGAACUACUUGCUCAAAAUGCAGAAAAUGAAGAACUUGCCCGUGACAAGGCAAGGGCUCUUCAACUUCUGGAUGUGAAGUUGAAGUUUGUGGAAGACGAGAACUUCCAGCUGCAGUCAAGACUAGAUACCCUGGUCAAACAGAGGGCAGGGCUGGAGAACAUGGUGAAAGAGCUUAAAGCAAAGGAAGAGAGAAAUGAUAACCAAAAAUCAUUCACCCAUGGUCUGGAGAAUGGAAUCUCAGGCAGAGCUUCCCCUUUAUUUCAGGUCAAUCCAAAGUUUUCCAAUAAACCUUAUUUCCAAAAUCAAAAUGGAGGUAAUGACUUAGGGUCCAUACUGUUACGAAGGACCCCGUCACCAUUUUUAACUAGCACACCCGUGAAAUCAGACUCACCCGUGAGACCAGAUUCGCCAUUGAGGUCACAAUCAGAUGUGAGGUCACAAUCAGAUAUGAGGUCACAGUCACCUGUGAGGUCACAGUCACCUGUUAGGUCACUCUCCCAUAUGAUGUCACAAUUGCCUGUGAGUUCGCAGACAAAUGUUAUGCCACAGUCCCCAGGGAGGUCAUAUUCACCACUGAGGUCACAGUCACUGGGACAGGUCAACCAUAAUGGUCCAGUUUAAAGGAGUGUGAACAGCAAUACAGGGCCAGUCAGUGGUAGUGACAGGCUCUCAGGGUAUUUAGAUUCAUAGCAUAAGUGUACUGAUAUAAUUGUAGUUCACCUUUCCUUUGCUUUGUUUGUUUAUUUAUUUUCAUUUUUCCUUUUUUGAGGAUUGUAUACUUAUUGCUUCUGCAGCAAUACUUUCAUUUUGCUUUUUUUAAAAAUUUAUUUGUUUAUAUAAUGUCACUCAAAGUUAAUUUCAUUAUUUUUUGCAACCAGGCUUAUUGCAUGCUAGUGCAGGCAUGAUUAUUAGUGACUGGAGGAGCAGUUAAGAUAACAUGAAUGUCAAAAUGGUCAAUAAUAGUAUAAACCUGUUACAUGUUUAAAUAUUGUCUUUGUAAGUCAUUGUUGUUGGUGGUGUUUUCUUUGUUUGUUUCUUUAGUUUUAGUGCCAAUGAACUAUUUCUUUAAUUGUGAACAAAUGUUCUACAUGGAGUAAAGUGACUAUGAAGUUAAGGAUUUGUUAGGGUUUAUUAGUUAGUUUGAUGGUUAAGUUUUAAAUCUGCAAGCCAUUUAGAUUCAGUGGGUAUUGUUUUGUAAGUUUAUUUGACCUUAACUUUGGUCUUUUUGGCCUUGACCUUGUCACAUAGACCUUGACCUUGUCACAUAGGCCUUGACCUUGUCAUGUUGCUCUUGACGACCAGAUUCUACAGGUUGUGAAUAAAUCCUUCCAUAUUUAUUAGAGGCAGCAGCAAAUACCGAGCCACUGGUGAUAUUACUGAUUUAAUUGUUAUUUGACUCAUUGAAAUCAUUAAAACAAUACUGUUUGA